UGUAGUACACUUGUACAUAAUAUUUAUUAUAUAAAUACUAUAAUACUAUUAUAAUAAAUAUUUAUUAUAAAAGUUAUAUUUUUUUUUUAGAAAUUGACUCACAUGUAACUGGUAAAAUUGAAUCAACUGCAGACGAUUGUGACUAUAUAGAUAUGUGUCGAAUUAAUAAUGAAACUAUAAUUGAUUCACAUAGUAUAAAUGUGACUUCAAAUUCAUCUAGUUCUGAAAUUGACUUACAUGUAAAUGGUAACAUUGAAUCAACUGUAGACAAUUGUGACUCUAUAGAUAAGUGUCGAGUUAAUAAUGAAACUAUAAUUGAUUCGGAUAAUAUAAAUUUUGCUUCAAAUUCAUCUCGUUCUGGUAAUGAUUUUAAAUCUGUACAACCAACUGGAACCAAUCAUGUAGAAUUAUCUAACGAUCUAGAUCUUCCUACUCGUGUUUUUCCCAAAGAUAAAUUUGGCCGCAGUUUUCAGACUUCAUGUUAUUGGAAAUCUCUGCCUGAUAACAUAAAUGUCAGAAGAGAUUCGCUCAGUUAUUCUAUAUCAAGUAAUAAAAUGUUUUGUCAUCAUUGUUUAUUGUUUGGGCGCAAUACUAACAAAGUGUGAUCUGUGGAUGGAGUUGCUUCGUGGCUGAGAGCUUUGUCAAGUAUGCAAAUUCAUGAAUGUUCAGAAGCACAUAUUGAAGCUUCCCUUAAAUUAAAAUUGAAAAAAAUAUCAUUACCCAUACUACCUUUAUUAGAAAAAAAAUAUAGACAAGACAAAGCUAUAAACAAAGAGAUUCUUCAAGACUUAAUUGAUAUUACUUUUUUCCUUGCAAAAAACUAUGUUGCAUUUUGUGGGCAUAAAGAAAGAUUAAAAGAAGAAUUUGGUAACAGAGGAAACUUUUUAGAUUUAGUACUCUUGAUGUCUAAACGUUCACCAUGCCUUACUUCAUAUAUUACUUAAUUGCAAUUAUCAACAAAAGAACAAAACGUUAAUCUUAUUUCAAAUAUAAGACAGAAUCAGUUAAUUGGGUCACUUGCUUCAACAAUAAGAGCAUCAAUACAAGAAGAAUUAAGAACUGCUCGUUUUUUUGGCAUAUCGAUUGACUCAACUUUUGAUUUAUCUAGAAAAGAACAAUUUGUUGUACGCUAUCAAUUCAACAACAGGAACUUAAUCUGAGCGGUUAAUAGCGUUAAGAGAAUCAUCAGUUACGACUGGCUUUCAAUUAUUUAAUAUUUUUGAAAAACUGUGUGCUGAUUUAUCUAUUGUUUGGAAACAGUAUUUAGUGGGACAGUCUUAUGAUGGUGCUCAGAAUAUGAGAGGUCAAUUUCAAGGAUUAAAAACUUAUGUACAACGAAAAUGUCCAUCUGCAAAUAUUAUUUGGUGUUACUGGGACAGUCUUAUGAUGGUGCUCAGAAUAUGAGAGGUCAAUUUCAAGGAUUAAAAACUUAUGUACAACGAAAAUGUCCAUCUGCAAAUAUUAUUUGGUGUUACGCACAUAGGCUCAACUUAAUCGUUGCUAAAUCUGCCGGUUGAAAUAUUAAUGCCAUAGAUCUUUUUGGUAAUCUAGAGUCGGUUUACAAUUUUAUAUGUGGAAGUAAGAAAAGAGUGGCUAUUUAUGAAGCUAAACAAGAUUGUUACUGCGGUAAAAGAACUCGUAGGCUUAAGCGAGUAGCUACAACACGUUGGAUGUCACAUGGACGCCCUUGAUUCAAUAUUAGAAACAUUCGAAGCUGUCAUUGAAACUCUGGAUGAUGUCAGGAAUAAUGCAGGCUGUAAUGACCAAAGUACUGGACAUAUUGCUGGUUGUCUUAUAGAAUAUCUUCUUUCUAGACGGUUUUUGUUGAUAGCAUUCUGUUUUAAAUACAUUUUUGAGAUCCAGUCAAUAUUUUAUUACAACGUAAGGAUUUUGACUUACUUUUGGCUAAGAGUAGCAUACAUAAUGCUCAGUUAGCUGUUCAGAACCUUUGAGAUAGUAAUAUUUUUAACAAGAUAUUAAUUGAUGUUAAUAAUUUUAUGAACAAGUUUUGCCAAUUUGAAUUUUCUGAUAAGCUUAAUCAAAGAAUUAGUCGUAAAAAAAAAAUGCCAGGUGAAGAGGCUUCUGAUGUCCCUAUAAUAGAUCCAAUAGUAAACUUCAGAGUUAAUGUAUUUUAUGUUUGUUUGGACAUAAUAAAUUCAGAAUUUGACGAAUACUUUGGUAAUAGUUCAAUCGAAAUUUAUAAAGAUUUAUCAUUGUUUAGUAUAAAAAGGCUAGAUGAAGUGAAAAAGAAUCCAGCAUCAGUUCCAAAAGAUGCUUUUUCAAUGUUUUGUAUAGUUUACGGAAAGUAUGUGAAGAAAGAAAAUGUUAAUCUGCCCAAAUAUUUGCAUGGAAAAGACCUAAUAGAAAAAGAAGAAUUUUCGUCAGAAUCAGAUAAUGAAAUUGAAAUGGAACCUAGAGAAGCGCUUAUAUGUAGAGAGUAUGAAAUCACUAUCAAAUUUUUCAUGCGGGUAACUUGGGUUCAGUGUUUCCAACACUUAAUAAUGCCCUUCAAAUUGCUUUGACACUUCCUGUUUCAAGUGCUACAACAGAACGGACAUUUUCAAAGCUUAAAAUAAUUAAAACUCGUUUAAGAACUACUGUAUAUGAAUGACACACGUUUAGAAGAUUUUAUUUUAAUCACUUGUGAGCAAGACUUGUACAAAAAUUCAAAAAAUCAUUUUAUCGAUAGGUGCUGCGUAUAAUAAUAUUAUGAGGGGUGGGUCACCUAAAAUUAUUUGAGAUACACCAUUUUUUUUUUUUUUGGAUACACGCCACUGACCCUUGUAUUAGAUUUUCAUAUCUUAGGUAUACAUUUUUUGUAUGAAUAUCAAACACCAAAAUAAUUUGCAAAAUGUCGAGACAAUGAUGAAUUUAAUGAAAUUAAUUAACUUAA
This is a messenger RNA of Metopolophium dirhodum (rose-grain aphid), 2893 nucleotides long. RefSeq lists its product as uncharacterized. Lineage: Eukaryota; Metazoa; Arthropoda; Insecta; Hemiptera; Aphididae. The transcript has 4 exons. The record is from RefSeq and is a predicted model, not a curated record. Bases 153 to 605 code for a protein of 150 amino acids.